This is a messenger RNA of Engraulis encrasicolus (European anchovy), 534 nucleotides long. RefSeq names its product crystallin, gamma M5 (gene crygm5). Lineage: Eukaryota; Metazoa; Chordata; Actinopteri; Clupeiformes; Engraulidae. Gene Ontology annotation, biological process: visual perception; lens development in camera-type eye. The record is from RefSeq and is a predicted model, not a curated record. Gene Ontology annotation, molecular function: structural constituent of eye lens. Bases 1 to 534 code for a protein of 177 amino acids. The transcript has 3 exons.
AUGGGCAAGAUCGUCUUCUUUGAAGAGAGGAACUUCGAGGGUCGCUCUUAUGAAACAAGCAGUGACUGUUGUGAUUUGACUUCCGCCAUCAGCUGCUGCAACUCCUGCAGGGUGUUGAGUGGCUGCUUCAUGGUCUAUGAGCUCCCCGACUACAUGGGUCAGCAGAUGAUGGUUCGGCGAGGGGACUACCCUGACAACCCACGACUGGGGGGCUUGAGCAUGAAUGACUGCAUCAGAUCAUGCCGCAUUAUUCCAAUGCAUCAGGGAGUCUUCCGCAUGCGGAUUUUCGAAAGAGAACAUUUCAAAGGGCCGAUGCAUGAGCUCAUGGACGACUGUGAUUCCGUCCAAGAAUGUUUCCUCAUUUCCAACUGCCAGUCCUGCAACGUGACACACGGACACUGGCUCAUGUACGAGAAGUCCAACUACAGGGGUCGCAUGAUUUACGUGAAGCCGGGAGUGUACUCGACCUUCGGUGACAUGGGAUUGGGGCCUAUGAGGAUUGAGUCUAUCAGGCGCAUCAUGGAGUCUUGUUAA